UAGGAGCAGAAGUCCUAAAAGAGACAGUCAAAGAUCUGAUCGAGAUAAAUAUCUUCCCAAAAGUCGAAGUCCUGAGAGAAGAAGUGGGAGUGGUAAAUAUUAUGAUAGUUAUGGUUACAGAAAGAGAGAGAAGAGACAAAUGAGCAAAAGUCCACUUCGACACAGGGAAAAUGUUACCAUUGUUAAAAUCAAUUUCAAUGACAUUGAGAAAGGUGAUAUCAAGAUACGUCGAUUAUCAACAGUGGAUUUUACCAGUGACACUAGUAACUUUGAUCUACCAUGGACUACUAAAUGGUUGUGGUACUGGAAGUCAGAAACAGUCUGGAUUCCAUAUGGAAGACAGGAUAAUACGGGUUCUAAAGCUGAUAUAUCAUCUGCAGAUAUCGAGAAGAACUACCUAAAUGAACAUGAUGUUAUGGAAUUCAAAACCAACAGUUCGUCCUCAUUAACUCACAGUCAAUUAUAUGAGAUCAAAUUCCAACAAAUGAUUCAGAUAAAUAAAAUACAUGGCACUGAAAGAAAACUUGCCAGAAGACCAGAAUUUGUGGAUGAAACUGUUCUAAAACAGAGAAUUGAAAGAGUAAAACGCUCGAAGGAGGUCCAGACAUUUUCUACACCACGAUCAUGGAAGGUGCCUAGUGACGUGGAUGUUUUCUCACAUUUUAAAAUGGUUCAGCUGGAAGAAUCUAGUGAUGAAUAUGAAGAAUUAAGUGAACUAUUUGAAUCUGGUAUCUCACUAGGAAGAAUAAAAAUGAUUGAAAGAAUAGAAAAUGGAGAGCUGUGGAGGGCAUUUUGUGAAACCAAGGGUGUCCUGGGCAGAAAAUUGAAACGGGAAGUAAAAGACAGAAGAUUAUUUCAUGGGACAGACAGUAAAAUAGUAGAUGCUAUAGCCAGACAGGGAUUUGAUUGUCGUUUAGCUGGAACUAGAGUCGGUGCACUGUUUGGUAAAGGAUGUUAUUUUAGUAAAACUUCAGAAGUCUCAAGCCAUUAUUGCGACACUUUGGGGAAGAUGUUUGUUGCUCGAGUUUUGCUAGGAGAUUACACGAAAGGACAAAAAUCUUUUAGACGACCACCCUUAAAGGAUCUCUCUAAUCCUUCCAGUGAUUUGUAUGAUUCUUGUGUAGAUGAUAUGAAUGAGCCUAGAAUAUUUAUUUUAUUUAAUAACAAUCAGGUAUAUCCAGAAUAUCUGGUCACUUUUGAAAUUAAUUAGAGAUAUUAAUUUGACACUUUUAACUAAAUAUACUGACACUUUUAACUAAAGACAUUGGCACUUUUAACUAAAGACAUUGGCACUUUUAACUAAAGACAUAUUGGUUGAUAUUUCUAACUGAAGAUAUAUAAUAUUUCUAACUAAAGACAUAUUGGUAUUUCUAUACUGAUAUUUCUAACUAAAGAUUUAUUUAUACUUUUAACUAAAGACAUAUUGAUAUUUCUAACUAAAGACAUACUGAUAUUUCUAACUAAAGACUUAUUGAUAUUUCUAACUAAAGAUUUAUUUAUACUUUUAACUAAAGACAUAUUGAUAUUUCGAACUAAAGGCAUACUGAUAUUUCAAUCUGAAGAUAUAUUAUUUUUAUACGACCACAUUUUAUUGUCGUCGCCCCUGUAUGGUGUCCACAAUUGGUUGUCGAAGCUCUAGAGGCCAAAGUUAAUAUCCGAUUGACUUUAAAUUUAUGCACAGUGUUUAAGAUCAUGAGAUGAAGAAUCCUAUUGAUUUGCACCAAUUUCCGAUAAUUACUGCCAGAGUUAUGGCAAUUGACCUCUUUGAAAAAUCUUGUGGAAGCUCUGGAGUCUAAAGUUAAUAUCUGAUUGACUUUAAAUUUAUACACAGUGUUUAGGUCAUAAGACGGAGAAUCCUAUUGAUUUUCAAGAUUUCCGAUAAUUACUGCCAGAGUUAUAGCCCUUGAUCACUUUGAAAUAUCUUGUGGACGCUCUAGACGCUAAAGUUAAUAUCCGAUUGACACAUAGUGAUUAAUUGCACAUUUAUCUUUUUCAAAAGUAUUGAGCAAUCAAACUGAUUAUUUAUAUUUAGUGUAAGCAUAAAAUGUUCAUGAUCAAACUCAGUCGAGGUUUUGAAGUACCUGGUAGUGAAGAGAGAGAGAGAGAGAUGGUUUUAAAGUCCACUCGACACAAACUAGGUCAUUUUGGGACUAACAUAUUCAAUUUUAUUUCAAUAAUUCACUUGCGCGUAGGGGUCUUUAGAAGUGGGAGGAAACCAGAGGUCCCUACUCCUUGUCAUGUACAACCGGGGAAUCGAAACCAGACCAGUUGACUCAAUGACAGAUCUUAUGAUAGAGCUCAUGCGUGCUGACUAGGGUGUUUCACUUUUCACUUUUUUUGGAAUUUCUAAGGUUUCCACCCGUCACCGAAGUUCACUCGGGGUC
Messenger RNA from Patella vulgata (common limpet), 2384 nucleotides. Its product is annotated as protein mono-ADP-ribosyltransferase PARP12-like. Gene Ontology annotation, molecular function: NAD+ poly-ADP-ribosyltransferase activity. Bases 140 to 1210 code for a protein of 356 amino acids. Lineage: Eukaryota; Metazoa; Mollusca; Gastropoda; Patellidae. The transcript has 6 exons. The record is from RefSeq and is a predicted model, not a curated record.